Molecule: messenger RNA, 114 nt
Organism: Chondrus crispus (carragheen)
Lineage: Eukaryota; Rhodophyta; Florideophyceae; Gigartinales; Gigartinaceae
Exons: 1
Coding region: 1-114 (37 amino acids)
Source: RefSeq, a predicted model, not a curated record
AUGACCUGUGAAGUCGAAAAGCACCGCUGCAUCUACAGAAAAACGUCAUACUUCAUACAAAUAUCGUCCACACACAUGCCGCUCUUCCACUGGUGCACUCUCUCAUUCUCGUAG